Messenger RNA from Cinara cedri, 16002 nucleotides. The record is from the annotation of a GenBank genome assembly. Lineage: Eukaryota; Metazoa; Arthropoda; Insecta; Hemiptera; Aphididae.
AUGUUGUUCCGCCGGGGAUGGUUCUCGUCGUCGACGUCCGCCGUAGCGGUCUUCGUGUACAUCGCAGUCGCCGUCGUGGGCAUUUCAGGAUCGAUACUUUGGGUGAGUACGACAAUAUUAAAAUGUUUCUGCAAUAAUAUCAUAACACAGUCAUAGGCGGAGCUAGACUUUAAUUACAGAGGUGUGUUCCAAACGGUCCGAACUAUAAACUACGUAUAAUAUUGGAGAUUUAUUUUAAAGAUCGAUUUAGUUGUUAGGACAAUAUUGAACACGGUGAUUUAAAAAGCUUGAAAAAUGUUCUGAAUUCGGAGCGUGGCGAGGAAUGUACUGGUCUUACAAUGAUGUGAAUUUAUUUUCAUUUUUUUUCUGCGAGCAACUUUAAUACCAGAAAUCUUGCUCCGGUGUUUCAAGUGUAGCAGUUUUUCCGAAAGGAAAUUUUAUCUCCUUGGUAUUUUAAGAGGUCAUAUGCCAAACGGUUUUCAUAACAAUUGGGAAAAAACUUAAGAAAAACGGGAAAAUUGACGCGCACGUAUAAAAGAAACAUAGCUCCGAAUCGUUUUUCGUUAAUAAUGGUUUAUUGUUGUGUACAGAUAAAAAUUAAAUUCCACUCUAUAUAUCCCACCUUCCCAACUUCUCACCUACAACAGUGGCCCACCCAUCGUGUGAAGUAUGUCCGUAUUAUUUUUUUAUUUUAGUUCAUAAGUUUUACGAAAUGUCGUUAAUACACGAAAUAACUGAAGACAAUUUUGUAUUUUUUUUCUUCAUAUUAAAUGAAAAAUAAGUUUUCCUCAAUUUGAAAAAUAUCAGACAGUAGGUAUUUAGAGUGUGUUUAAAGCAUAUCCCGUGGCUCCGCCUAUGAAUAGUUAGGUAACUAUCGUAUCUUUAUGGCUCGGAUGUUAUUGCAGUGACAAAGUACCCCGCAGACAAACCAUUUGUAGCGUAGGGCGAUUAGAACAUUUUUUUCUAAAAAUUUCUUUGUAAAUUGUAUUCAAUUUUUAUCGGUUUUACUAAACAGCUAAUAUCCGUAUUCGUUCGACUUUCGCCGUAAUUUAUUUUCAUCUUUCUCGUUUUUCUUAUAUAAUACUAUUAGGUACUAAAAAAAAAAAAAAAAAAAAAAAAACAAAAAAUUUGAAACAUAAUAAUGCGAAUAAAUUUAAGGUAUACAAAAUAAAUUUGAAUUAGACAUUUUUUGAUUUUACUUCGUGGUUGAUACUUCCACAAAAUCAAUUCGAAAUUUAUACUUGGUUGCAACAAACUCAAUAAUUAAAAUAUCAACCAAUAGGAUAAAAAUGUGCAUAUAUUCGCAAAUAUUUUUUUUGCACACACGUAUAUUUAGAUUAAGUUUGUAUACGAUUUAAUCACUGUUACAUUAGUUACUAGUUACAAAUAGCUUAUUAUUCAUAAGUAAAUCAUUAUUUCAACUGGAAAACAUUACGCCCAACUUUUAAAGAAAAUGUAGUUACGCCUUAUCACAGUAUUUUAAUAAAAAUACAUUUAAAUACAUAUUGUGCUUUUUAUACUGCAGUUUUUCGCCGGUAUUUUCUUUAGAAAACUAUUUUCAUUUUUUUUUUUUUUUUUUGUUAAACGGUAAAAACGUUUUUCAACACACAAUUUUCCUUUUGAUUAUUAAACUAUCAUUGUAGAUACACAAAAAAAAAAAAAAAAACCUUCUAUUAUGAUCAUGUAUUGUUACAGACAAUAGGUGUAUUAACGAAAGUAGAUAUCGAAUUAUUAUUUAAUAUUGAAAUGAAUUUACUUUAUUAAAAACUAAAAUUAUUUUUAUCAACUGACCUAUUAUUUUAAAUACCCAACUGCAAUAUUUCCCAGAGCUCGCGUCGAAAAUUUGAACUGAAUUGUUAAAUCACUGCAGCUGACCUGACAUUUCGAUAAAUACUUAACUGCAGUUUUUAACUAACGUAAUAUAAUUUUUUUUUCUAACGAUUAUGCCGAGAUUAAAACGCACGUGAUUGUGUGUUUUAAAAAAAAAAAAAAACAAUUGAAUCAUUUUUAACAAUACUUAUAGUUAUAUAAGUAUAUAUAAUAUAAUAACAACUCUUUAUAUAAUAUACUUUUUUUUUUUUUUUUAUUCUAGAUCUGUCACUAUUUAUUUACCAAUCAGGUAUACUAACAAUUAUUAUUUAUAACCGCAUCUGUAAGUUAAUUUAUACCUAUAUAAAUUGCUUCAUAAUUUUACAUUAUAUUAACAAUAUAUUUACGGUGUACAAUAAAUUAUUAAUAAUAUUUUUACUUCGAAAAACCGCGGUCAUCUGUGUAGUUUAGAUAAUAACCACUAUACAUGUAUCCCCUAUUUUGUCCCGAAAAUAAUCAAUUUUUAGCAUUUUCGUCUUUUAUAAUUUUGUCUCGUGUAAUUUUUCCCUUUUUAUUAUUUGAUUUAAAUGACAUACGUGCAGUGAGUAGACCCACUUUUCGCCGAAAUGAACACAAUUUCGAAAUUAAAUAUUUGUAUUAGUUGUCUUUCCCAUCCAAACAUUUAUAUUAUUUUAUCUGGCCUACUUAGAAAGGCUACGCCCCUGCAUAUGUGUAUCCUAACAUAACAUGUUGUACUGAAAAUUAAAAAUUCUUAAGUUGUACUUUUUGUUCGACAAAAAUACACGAAUCACACAUUUAUACCAUCAAACAAUUUAUGCCAUAUUUAGCUUAGAACAUUUAGAAAUUAUACAUUUAGCACUAUUCAAAAUAAUUGUGAAUUGACUUAUGUGGAAAACUAUAUAAUUGACUUAAUUUUCUGGGACAAAAGAUAGUAAAAACACAUUAUAUACGAGUAAUUAUUUCAUAUAAGUACUUUGUUGCAUAUAGUACUAUAAAUGUUUAGAAAUUAAUAUAUUUUGUUUUUACGGAAAUUGUUCAUUGUUCACCGUAAUUUUAUGUUUAACACCAUUCUAUAUUAUUAUAGUUGGUUGGUAUGCCUACCAAUAUAAUUAUAUGACGUAUAAUUCUAUCUUGACAUAGACUCAGAAAAAAUUAUAUUCAUUAUAGAAAGUAUAGGGUACCUUUAUUUAGAAAUAGAAUAGUUUUAAAUCAAUACAAUUCUGAAAUUGGGAAUUAAAAAGAAAAAAAAAAGUUGAAAAACUCAUUUCAUGGUCGAAUAAAAGCGUGAUUGUUAUUCUAAAUUUCGAUAUAACGAUCGUAGAUACAGGUAGGUAUAUUGUCCCGUCAUCACGAUAUUAUAAUAUUAUCAAUCGAAUUUCGCAAGAAAGUUUUAAAAAACUAAACAUGUUAUUGUACACACCGUCAGCUGAUUCAGCUGCGCGCCGUGUGAAAAUCGGUACAUUUUUAACAAAAAGGAAAACAAAUCGUGAAACUACUAAUCUAUUGUGUUAUUAAAAUAAUAUAAUAUGUAGGAAUUUAUCUGCUUGAACAAUAUACUAUACUUGUAUUAUAAUAUAUUUUCGAAAUCUAAAUACAAUCUAAAACGAUUUUUUUUUUAUUAAGGUAUUAAUUAUAUUAUUAAUUAUGUUUAUAAACUUAUAUACUUCAAUAUACUCAUUUAUUAAAUAAAUAACAGACAAAUAUUAUAAAAAUAAAUACAUUUUGUAUAAAAAAAAUAACAGUUACAUAUUGGUAGCAGGUAAAAAAAAAAAAAAAAAAUAAUACAAAUUUUAAUUUUUUGAUUAUUGGUUUAACCUUGGGCCUUACCAACAACAAUUAUUGUUAUUUUUUUUUUUCAAUAAACUAAUUUACGUAGUGAAAAACAAAAAUGUUAAGUUCAAUUAAAUUAUGAAAUUGAAAAAGAAACGAGACACAACUGACUCACUUAGCAAUGCAUUGCAUUCGAUGAAGUUGUGACCUAGUUUUAGAUAAGUAUACCUAUAUAUUAUAAUUUUUUAAUAUUUAAUAAAAUAUUGUACCUACUAUAUUAUGUAUACUUAUAUAGUAUACGUGUACACGGAAGUAACGGAAAAUACUAGACGUAUAUAUAUAUAUAUAUAUAUAUAUAUAUAUAUAUAUAUUAUUAAUACUUUUGGUUUUCUAUAAUAUUAAAAGCAUGUCAAAUGUAGUACUAUAUUUAUUAGUACCCACUACAUACUAUAGUACUAUAGCAUAUUAUAAUAUGUAAGCGUCUGGCCUAAUGAUAACUAUAAAUACUUUUGGUUUUCUAAAUCGUAAUUGUCUUAAAUUGUUGUUUUUUUUCCUUUUAUUUUUUUUUCUGUGUCUUUUUAUGUACUUAUUUUGUUUGCUUGUAUUUUUUCCCCUAGACUUGUGUAUAAUACCUAUAGCUGUUUUAUUUAAUAAAUUCGUAAACUCUUUUUUUUUUCUUUUUUUUUUUUAUCGUUAAAUACACAUAUACUUAGCUUACCUAGGUGUUAUGCAUUUUUGUUUGUUAUUAAUUAAUAUUUUGAUAAUUUGAUUACCUACAUAAUAUUAAUAAAUUAUUCGUAAAUCGACUAUAAUUAUCAGUAUUCGAAAAUUCGGAACAUUCGACUAUGGAAUUUUAAAAAAAUUCGUUUUAUUUUAAUUAUUUAAUUAAAUUAUUAUUUUUCAAGUAAUAUUUCAGGUGUAUAGAUUAAAACGUGUGUUGUUGUUAGAACGGCAACGCCCGAUAUUCUGUAAACCAGUUAACUAUUUAUAGCUAGCUCGAUAAGAUUUUUUAGAAAAGUUUGAAGACAAUUAAAGUAAUUUGUUGUCAUACUGUUUGCACCGUUUAUUUUAAUAAUACAUAUUAGCUUGGAACCUUACAAAAUCUUAAAAUUAAUUUCGUUUAAAAUGUCUAAUGUACGAGUAUAAUGCAUUGAUUAAUUUAAAUAUUUUUAAAGUCGAAGGAGCUGAUUACUGAUAACUGACGCCCAAAGUCAACCAAUACUAAUUAAUGAUACAAUAGCACCCCGUUUCUUAUUUCUGAUAAUUUAUACUUCAACAUUUGUUUCUCUGUGUGCAUUAAGUAUUAACAACUCCUCUUGUAUUUUUUCAAAUAUUUGCCUCACAGCUUACAACGCUUAUAAGGAUUACGAGUUGCCACUGCUAUAAUACACUUAUAUUAAAAUUUUUCAUAUUUCGUAUUUUUAUUGUUCUAUAAUUUACAAACUGAUAAUUUAAAUGCUCUGUUCCAAAAGCCACGUGCCGAGCUAUGAUUUGGUUCCAAUGUUAUAUUAUUAUAAUACGAGUAAAAAAAAAAAAAAACAAAUAAUACAAAUAAAAAUUUGUGUGUAGUAGUAGAAUAUUAUUAUUGUGUAGUAUGACACUAUCAAGAAAAAUAAACAAAAGAAGAUCAUCGUCUAUUAAAUUCAAUAUUUAUAAUUGCAAUUUUUCCGAGGUACCUACCUUCGAAACUAUGCCAUUCAAACAUUGCAAAAAUAUGUGUUUUCGGAGUGUUAGGAACUUUUUUAUAAUGAUAAUGAUGCACCAGACUGUUUUGGUUAACUAAAUAAUCGGGGGGUCUUGUAAACAAAUUUUAUGAACAAUUGUGUAAUUGUGGACAGUGAUGGCAUACUACCUAGAGUUGUUCAACGGAAGGAGUUGAACGUAGGAAAUUAAAAUUACGUGUAGUAAUGUAACGCAAACAAAAAUAUGUCAAGGGCCGAUUAAUCGAUUAUGUAUAAAUCUUUUUUCUCGUGGUCAUUUCGCACAGACUGGCAUACAAUUGUGUUGGACAAUAAACUGUCUGUUAGUAUAAUAGGAAAUAACAGUUUUCAAUAGUUUGUAUCACAACUCGGCCAAUGACGGGGGCUGAAGCCCUUCAGACACUCUCCUCCGGGUAUGUCACUGCGGGUAGUUGGCAUCAAAUUUUAGCAAAUUCACUUUACAAAAGUCAUUCACGUUACCUACCGUACAGCGUUGUUACGACGAAAAAUGAACACGGUCGCGGAUAGUGAAUCGUCAUCUACAUUACUACUAUAUUAUUAAUUAUUAUUAUAGUUUGUUACAAUACAUGAAAACAAUUGCGGCUAAUAAUAUUGGUUUCGAUAAUAUUUGGUUUGUACGUUUUUGUUUUAACGAUCGUAUUGUAUUGUUGUACAUACUACGCGUGCACCUAUAUCCAGUAAAACAAUAACCCGUAGUGCGCGGCUGUUCAACCACAAUUAAUAACACCUUAUAAGUCCGUACAAUAUCAUAAUAACAAUUAAUAAACGUAUUGCGAUAUUUAAAGGAAAGUCCAAUUGCCUAUAGCUCGUAUAUUAUUAUAAUAGGUUCUGAAUCGUAAAUUGUUAAGUAUCGUGUUUGUACACUGCAUUAUAAGUAUUCGCGUCGGAAAUCAAUAUCGACGUAACACAAUUCCACCAUAACUAAUUGUACAAACAAUGCGCACUAAUGAUCUGGAGUAUUCUUGGCAAUGACAAAUAUGUUAAAAACGCCAUACUUUUUGUGAAUCGUACAUUGUUUUGUAACGGCGUAAACAACGUUUUAUAAUACUAUGUAAAUGAGUAUGAACCAGUUGAAAACAACAAAUCUUUCUACAAUAAUACUUGAAUGACAUCAUUCGGCUAUACACAUAUAUUAUGCAAGAUUGCAAGGGGUCCCAUCAAGAUAUUUCCAUUGUAAUAUCUCCGGAGAUAAUAAUAACGGUAAUCAAAUUGUGGUUUUUAUGUUACUUGCGGAGAUCAGGUCUACAAACAUUAAUAUUUCAAUUCAUUUUUGUCACGGUAAAAAUUUUAAAAAAUAACUUUAUUUUAUUGUUUUUAAAACGUUUGAAUAAAGCCAUUUUAUAGAGUUUAUUCUUGUGAAAAUGUCGACGUAUUAAUUUUUAUUUUCAUUAAAUUCGUGAUUUUUCAUAAUUUUUUCAAGUCCAGAGAAAAAAAGUGUGUAGUCAAUUUUCAAAUUAAUUAUAACUUAAGAGUUUAAAAAUCAAAUUUCGACGAAAAUCGUAAAUAUUACGACUUUUCACAACAUGUGUAACUUGUAUAUGGACUUCGCUCCAAAUCGUUUUUCGUUAAUACUGGUUUAUCGUUGAUUACAGGUUUAAACUAAAUAAUUUUAUGUAUCCCACCUUCCUAACUACUCACCUACAACAGUGGCCGCACCCGUUCAUUAUUUUUAUAUUGAGUUUUUUUUUUUUUUUUAUUGAUUUUGAUAAGAACAAAAGAAAUAUCCGAUUAAUGCUUUUCACGGGAGGCUUCAGCCCCGCAGCCCCUGUGUACUUGGUGUUUAUAAUUGAAAAUAUAACACACGAAAUCACGUUUUUUGAACUACGAAAAAUGCGAAUUAGGCCAGUGAUUUGUAAAAUAUCGUAAACAUUCGAUUUGAAAAUUUGAAAACUGAAAUAUUGUGGAAGUAGUUAAAUACAUGGUUUAUUGGGGGAAUGUAUGUAGUUUAAUUGUUGAUGCAUUAGGGCCGGUCAAUCGAGAAGGGGGUAAUUAGGGGUGAUAUCUCUUCUCGUGACCUUUUGUACAUAAAUAUUUAUAAUUAUAUAAUGUACAUUAUAUAUUACCGAUUUGUUUAUACAUAUAAAAAAAAAAAUGUAAAUUAUGUAUAUAUUAUAUUAUUAUGUAUAUAUUGAAUUAUAUUAAAAAAUAUAUUCAGGUUUUAUAACCUCUUUCUUUAUAUUUUAUUGCUAUUUUUUUUUAAAAUAAACAUAAAGCUAUAAAGUUAACACAGUCAAAUAUUUUUUUUUCUGAGAAUUUUCAAAUUUUUUGUCAAAUAUCUAAAAUGUCUGGAAAAAAUAUUUAACUGUGUGGGCAUUCAUACGAUUUGGAAUGUUUUAUUAUUUUCGUUAAUAUUUUUAUGGUGUAAACAUAUAUAUAUAUAUUUAUUUUUUUUAUAAUACAGUCGACUCCGUUUUAUUGAAGCAUCGGUUAAUGAGAACAACCGCUUAAUCGGCACACUUCUUCAAUUACUAAAACAAACUAACGAUUUUAGUGUAAAUAGUUCACGAAACCGGAUAACCGGGACAUAGCUGUCUGUAUAGUUAAUGAAGAAUUGAUGGGCCACUCAUAUACUCGUAUAACUUACUCACCGCGGCGUUCAGAGAUGGACUGUAUAAUGUUUUCUUUUUCUAGCAGAGAUUUUUGAGGUUAUGUUCGUUACUAAGAUUGGAUCUUAGUUCGUGAUCUGUAGAUAAUGUUAUUGUCAUUACUCAUUUGUACUGUUUGUUAUCAUUUCGAAAUUUACUAAGAAAAUUUGAAGUUUUUUAUUUAACAAUAAUUGUUUGAAGGGAAAAGACAUAUUUAUAUGGCCAUUUGAAUUAAACAUUUUUUAAACUUCUCUCUUGCACAUCCUGAAUAACGAUUGUGUAUAUGAUGGCCUAUCCAUUCUUUAUUAUCUAUGGCUAUAAGUAUAUUUCAACAGUUUCGAUAGUCCAAAAAUAUUCGUUUCUCAAUGUUAUUUUUGUCAUCAUGUACAUCGUUUAUGGUAUGUUUUUUGUUUUUCAUUAUGGUUUCAUUUUUGUCACUGUUAUCGUUAUUUAAUAUUAAUAAUAUUAAUAAAAAAUAAUUCAAAUAAUUUAUUUGUAUUAUUAUACCAAUAACUCAUUAGUAAAAAUUGAAUGUUUUUUCUAACUUUGGAUUAUUGGGACAACCGUUUUAUUGGGACAAAACAGUACGUAACCGAUGUGUCCCAAUAAAGCGGAGUUAACUGUACAUAGAAAAUCACUAAAACCAUUAUGUUAUGCAAUGUUAUUUGUGUAUUUAAUUUUAGACGAGUAAACCUACUUUUACGGUCGAUUAUGAAAGAAACGAGUUCCUCAUGGACGGUCAAGUAUUUCGGUACAUCUCGGGAUCAUUACACUAUUUCAGAGUGCCCAAAGCCUACUGGAAAGAUAGAAUUCAAAAGAUGAAAGCUGCCGGUUUAAAUACUGUUUCGACGUGAGUACCUAUACCCGAUACCUUAUGAUAAAUAAUUGAUAAUAGAAUUAUAUAUAUAUAUAAAAAAUGCUGUAAUCCAUUUUGCACCGAUACGACCCGUAAUAUGCGUGAAUAUGUAACAAUAAUAUUAAGUAGGAGUGCUAACACCCGAAAUUCGGUUGUAAAAACUGCUUACGCUAGCGAAACGCCGAUCUCUUCGGAUUAUGGACUUAAUUAAGGAACCAAAUGAAACCAAAAGAAACCUAACCUAACCUAACCUAAACUAAUCUUAUAUAAAGGAGAACUUGCACAGUAUAACGUUGGGUUUGGUUUUUCGAUAUCUACUAUACAUUUAAAAAAAUUUAUUAUUGUUCUAAAAUCUGAUAGUUCAAACUUUUUCUAAUUCGAAUGACUAUUUUCAUAGUAAUGGUAUCAAAGAAGCUAAAAUUGACGUCGCACAAUGCAAUGUCUGAUUUUUUGAAGUUAUUGUAGUUACCUAUACUUAAUUAAGUGAAUACCCGAGUAAUCUUUGCGCGUGUGAAACGGUUUCUAUAUUAACAUUUUUGAUAACUUCAUGAUAGCACGACAAAUACCUACAUGUAUAACAAUGAUACGGGAUGACACUGUUCGUAAAUAUGUUUGAAUAUUUUUGAAUUUAUUAAAUUUUAUUUUUCCAAUGUCGAGAAAAUUGCUUAUACGACGCAGGCUCUUAAAUUCAUGAAUAAUAUUGAGAGUUUUAUACUUUGCUGACGUAUUUUUAUAUACUAUAGUUAUGUAGAAUGGAGUUUACACGAACCUCGUCCGGAUAAUUAUAACUUCGAGGACAUGGCUGAUUUGGAGCAUUUUUUGCAAUUGAUCAAGGACGAGGGUAUGUACGUGCUGCUCAGACCGGGACCGUACAUUUGCGCCGAACGAGACUUCGUAAGUACAUCACUAUAUUUUCGUAAAGUAUCUAUUAAAAAAUAGAUUCUGUAUUUAUAGCAGCCAAAUGUAAACUGCUUGUUUUUUUUUUUGUCCAUAUUUUAGGGCGGAUUUCCGUAUUGGCUGUUGAACGUGGUACCCAGAAAACGUCUUAGAACUAAUGAUCCGAGUACGUAUUCUAAUAUUGUAGGAGUUUCUAUAUUAUUCCUACAUUCUCACCGCUUACUUUCACGUAAUAUUUAUUUCACCAUACAUCGAAUAGUUCAACUGCAGUUUGUUCAUUUAAAAAUUGCUGUAAAAAUCCUUUCGAGACAGAAUCUUCCCAGAAUGAAAGGCGUUUAAGUUUUUAAAAUGUAGUCGUAUUUCAUUACGAAUGUUUUGUAUAAUAAUUUCUUUCAUUUUUCAAAACGUUUGAUAUAUAUAUAUAUAUAUAUAUAUAUAUAUAUACCUAUAUAAUAACUGCAGCCAAUAAUAAUACGAAUAAAGAAUAUAGGUAUCUCCUUUUAUGUUAAAUUUAUAUUUUGAUUUCCACAGGUUAUAAACAUUACAUUACCAAAUGGUUUAAUGUACUGAUGCCGAAAAUCGAUCGGUUUCUGUACGGAAACGGCGGAAACAUCAUUAUGGUCCAGGUUUGACAAUAAUAAUAAUAUAUACUGCAAUACGUUAAAAAUAUUUCACUAUUCCUAUUAUGUAUGCAUUUUACAUGCAUUUAAUUAAAAAUAAAACGUUAUUGGGGCAAACAUAAAAAAAAAAAUCAAAAAAUUAAAAUAAUUAGAGUAGGUAAUAUUUUACCUACCGCAGUAAUAUUUUAGAUUCUAAGUGUAGCGAAGAAGCUUAUAGUUUUACAAAUAUGUUAAUUUUUUAAAUUUUUUUUUCUGUGGACAACGUUCCUACCAGAGGACUUGCUCCGAUUUUUACGUGUCUUUUUCUGAAAGGAAAUCGGUGUGGGGAGGUAUUUUAAAAAGUCGUUUUUCGAUUUUCCUCAGAGUUUUCUCAAAAAAUGUGAAAAACCGAAAAAAACCGACAUAAUGUAAGAAAUGUAGGUAUUAGCUAAACAUAUUAUAGCCUUCUAUUUUCCUGCGGACGACUUUUCUACCAGCAAAUUUUACUCUAACUUAUAAUGUAGCAAUUUUUAUAAAAGGAAAUUUCUCUAGGGAGGUACUUUAGAGACAUUUUUUGAUUUUCUCAGGAUUUUUCACAAUAAAUGGGGAAAACCGAGUAAAAUGAAUGAAAAACUGGAAAAUAGGUUCAAUAUUCAAUAAGAAAAUAUAUACUAUAUAUUAUGUAAUUAUUUUACAUAUAUUUGACACAAUAUGUCAUAUAUAUUGUUGACAAAGCAACACUAUCAACCGAAUUUCGCUCAGAAUCGUUCUUUCAUUAGUAAUGGCUUUUCGCUAGUUACAGAUAAACUUUAAAUUACCUAUAACAGUGGCUGCAUCCGUCCCCGUUAUUCUAGGACAGAUUUUUCAUUACAUAAUUUUAUUUUUACUCAAUUGACGAACAACGAAACGGUUUUAACUUUGAAAAAUAACUACAAGCAGUGGCGGCAUUUGGAAGAUGUAUAUGGGUGCAGUUGUACUCAUGAAGAUUCUGCUGAGGGGGUAAAAGUACCAUUUCGCACACACAGACAACAGAUAAAAAAUUUAAAACAAACAAGCUAGUGCGUAUGUAUUAAUAUAAUAUACUAUUACGUCAGCACUAGUAUUACUAAUUUUGUGGUAGUAGUUAAAAAAUGUUAGAUAGUUAGAUAUUUUAAAAGGAUGAGGAAGGAUGAGUUUUGUGAAUUAUGUUAAUUUUGGCACCCGUGCAUUCUACUAAGUGUGCCGCUUAUGACUGCAAGUAAUAAUGAAGUUUUUAUUUUUCGAUAUUUUCUUCCGGCUACUAUUGGUUUUACAGUAAUAUUUAUUUUUUUUUUUUCUAUGAAUAAUUUUUUACCAGAAAUUUAGCUCAGAUUGUCAAGUGUAGCAACUUUUUUGAAAAGAAAUCUGACUGGGGAGGUAAUUUAGGGAGGUUAGUUUUUGAUUUCCCUGGGGUUUUCAUAAUAAAUGGGAAAAAUCGGAAAAAAACGGAGGAAAAACGAGGAAAUUUACGAAGUGUAUUAUAUUUUACUAAUCGUAAAUAUUACGGUCUUUCAAAAUAUGUAUGACCGAACUUCGCUUAGAAUCGUUUUUCGUUAGCGAUGAUUAAUCGUUGUGUACAGAAAUACACUAAGUUUCCCCCGUAUCUUCCUAACUUCUCACCUACAACAGUGGCUCACCCAUCGUGCAAAAUAUAUCCGAUUAUUAUUAUUAUGUUUUUGUUUUUUUUUUUGUGCAGGUCGAAAAUGAAUACGGAAGCUAUAACGCGUGUGAUCAAAAGUACAUGUUAUGGUUACGAGAUUUGUUUAAGAGUUAUGUGGGAUAUAAAGCGUUACUCUAUACGACCGACGGUUGUGGAUACCAGUAUUUCACAUGCGGAUCUAUACCAGAAGUUUACGCGACGGUAGAUUUCGGUGCUUCGACCAAAAACGGUAAGCAACUAUGUAUAUGCCUAUACAUAAAACGUAAUAAUAUCAUAAUUUGUCUUCGUAUAUUAUGUAUGUAAAUUUAUUAUAUUUCCCGCAGUGUCCGAUUGUUUUAAAUACAUGAGAAAAGCCCAAAACAGAGGGCCAUUGGUCAAUUCUGAGUUUUACGUGGGUUGGCUGGCCUAUUGGCAGAGACCUGUGCCCGUAGUGAGUUCUAAAGACAUCGCGCGUGGCAUUAAAGACAUGUUGGCCCUGAACGCGUCGAUUAAUUUUUACAUGUUCCACGGAGGUACAAAUUUCGGAUUUACCGCCGGUGCCAAUAAAUUCGAGAAUAAAAAUAAUUCGGAUUACAUGCCUCAGCUGACGUCGUACGAUUACGAUGCGCCAUUAAACGAAGCCGGCGAUCCAACUGAGAAGUAUUUUGUCAUUAAAAAAUUGCUUGAAGAAGUCGUAAGUUUUCUCCGAAAUGCGUGUAAUAAGUGGUUAGAGAAGGAAACCUAAUGCGUGCGGGAGCAUAACAUUUUGUUUCCGCGACGGGUUCUCUGAAAGUUUAGUCGAGUUUAGUUAUAGUUCUCGGGAACGGCCUUCAAUUUUUAGUAAAUAAUACCUUCCCUCUCUCUCGAAGAUUUUCCACUUUAACCACUGCUUUUAAUUUAUCAACAGUACUAUCGGUAUAAAUUUCUAACGGAAAACUCGUGGCAAACAGAAUUUUUCAGCUUCGAAUGAAAUAUCGCCAGUCCCGGCACCCAAGGGCAAUUAUGGCAAGUUUGUAAUGCGACCGUUGGUAAGUCUUUUCGAAAAAGUCACGCAGCGACAUGAACCAAUCGAAAACAACAUUCCAUUGUCGUUCGAAAAAUUGGACGUAGACUACGGAUUUGUUAUGUACGAAACGAUCCUGACGGAUGAUCAAAAGGAUUAUAAAAAUAACGGCACGGACUCAAUGGACCUCGUCAUCAGCGUGAUUAGAGAUCGCGCAAUCGUUUAUCUAGACCAAGUAUGUGUACUUAUAUACAGAUAGUGAUUUUUAAUUUGUCCACUUGAGACAAUUACUUUUAUUCAUCUCAAUUUAUUACAUGCAUAAUAAAUACACGGAACGGAUAUUUCACAUUUAAGUUUAGGUAGGGGAAGAGUAGUGGAAUAUCAUUUGUGUGGCAGCACGGCCCGCGGAACAUUAUUAGUUCUCCACUACUCUCCCCUACCUAAACUUAAAAGUAGAAUAUCUCGUUAACGGGUUGACGGAAAUUAAAAAUGUCGACACCAACAUUUAUUUAAAGUAAUAUUCCGUCUAUUUGUGGAAUUUUCAAUAUAGGGUCCCAUUUGAAUAACCAAAGUUGGUAUCACCUCAGGAUACUCCUUAAAUGUUGUGAAAAAUCAAAGUAUUAGUAAAUAUCGGCUUUAACUAGAUUUAAAUAUUCCGAAAAUCAGAAUUUGAAUACGUGUAAAAUUUAAACAGAAAAAUGGGGUGUGAACACGCUUAGUGAAUCACCCCGUAUACAAGUAUAUUUGAUUGUCAUAUUUGAAAAUCAGAAAAAAUAUAUAAUUUUUAUUCACCUGUUUAUUAUAAAAAACAGUAAAACCAUAUACAUGUAGUUCUUAUUCAAUAUUAUUUUCAAACGCUCAUAAUAUUAGAAAUUCCCGAGAAAUGAUAGCAGGUAUUCGAAUCACACGAAAAAGCCAAUUAAAGAAAACAAAUUCACCCUUUAAACGACUGUGAUAUUAUAAAACUGUAUUUGUAUUGUUUAUUUUGUAUAGUUGGAAAUUCAAUAAAUAUUACCAUUAUUGUUAAAACGAAAAAUAUGCCGUUCUGUUUUGUAUGUAAUGUUUAGAAACAAGUGAACGUAAUACCGAGGAAAUACGAAAAUACGCCAAUCAAAUUGAAUGUGUCCGAAGCGGAUAAAAAGCUCAGCAUCCUAAUAGAGAACCAAGGCAGAAUCAAUUACGGAAGUUUUUUGGAAGACAGAAAGGUUCGGUAUUAUAAUAUAUUUUACUUUUAAGUACAUUCAUUUCUUCAUCGCAUGCCAUCAUCUUUUAUUUUGCACGCAGGGAAUUUUCGAACCGGUCAAACUGGGCUCCCGAACGCUGGGCCCGUGGAAAAUGAUACCGUACACUUUGAACGAAACGUCGUGGCUGUCCGCGAUUGUAGAACCAGUUGAAAAUGUCAUAUUACCGGCAUUUUACAGAACGCGAUUCGCGUUUCCGAACGAUACGAGUUCAUUCCAACUUUUUGAUACGUAUUUGGACACUACGGGUUGGCAUAAGGUUCGGCGUAAUGUUUUUCAUAUUAUCACUUGAGUAUAAUUAUUAUUAUUGUUAGUAAAGCGAACAUCAGUGCAUUUAUGAGUGACGAAUACGCCGUUUAAAAGAGCAAACCAUGCGUAAUGCGCCAUUGUUUUUGUACUUUUACGCCGUCUGAAGGAAAAGCCCACACAGUUGCAAUUUUUCAAGGCACAUUUUCAAUAUCCGUUUUUAUAUUCUGAGCGAAGCGAGGAACAAUAUAGGGUUUACCAUGAUAUUUAUAUUUUUGUUUUUUAUGCUGUGUACAAAAAUCCAACCAGAAAUCUUGGUCCGAUACAUACGUGAGGCUUUCUGAAAGGAAAUAUUGUUUAGAUGGUACGUUAGGGAGGUAAUUUUUUUGAUUUACCAAGCGAAUUUAUUUCAUAAUUACUCCCGGGAUAAAAUUUAACAAAAGCGGGACAUUUUUAUUAUUUUAAAUUGUAUUAUUUGUUGUAGUUCAGUUAUGAAUAUUCGCAAAGACUUGAAAUUUUGACAGAAAACAUAUAUUUGGCUUUUUUAGACGUGGUAAAACUGUAAAAAAAUUUUAGCCAUAUUUGAGAUACUUAUAGAUAUUUUAAUUUUAUGAGUAAUUUUUAUUUUGCGUAGAUACUCUGUGAAUAAAAUUGUUAGACUAAACAGAAAUUCUUGAAAAUUGAACAUGAGGUUAAUUAUUAUAAGUAGUACUUUGUGAUCAAAACAAACAAAAAAUGUACUUAAUGUAGUAUAUUUUUUUUAUAAGAACUUGUUUUCUACCAGAAAUUUUCUCCGAUUUUAAGGAUAGCAAUUUUUCUAAAAGAAAAUAUGACUGGGGAGGUACUUUAUAUUUUUUGAUUUUCUCAGAAGUUUUCUGAAUAUAUUGGAAAAAUCGAAAAAAAACGGGAGAACGGGAAAAUAGGUACAAUAUUAAACAAAUAUUAUUAAAGAAAAUAUUUAACACAUUUGUAACCAUUUUACCAUAAUAUGACAUGUUAUGGCAACAUCCUUCCUAACUCCUUACCUACAACUGCGACUGCACCCACGUACGAAAUAUGUCCGUUCUUUUAGAAUCAUAUCGUUUACAAAACAGUUAUUUUGAAGAUUGAACAAAUACAUUUUUUUUUGUGAUUAAAGGGAGGAAAUGAAAAUUACAUUUUUCUCUUUGGAAAAAAAUUUGUUUACAAAAAAAUGGCGUGACACUAUAUUUUUUUUAAUGCGUACAUUAAGUGCCUACAUAUUUAUUCACUUUUUGGUGCAUAAACAUCCCAAACGUAUGUAACGUAUUAUAAUAUACUCGUAUUAUAGUCAUAACAAUUUCGGUCUCUACAUACUUAUAAGGAAUCCCGAAUCAUACAACAGAUUUACAAUAAUUAUUUAUUAUUUUUACAGGGAGUUGCGUUUGUGAACGGAAUAAACAUUGGCCGUUAUUGGUCGUCAGGUGGACCUCAAAUCAAUCUUUACGUACCGGCUACGUUCCUUGUCCCACCGCCCGGUGAAAACACUAUUGUAAUGUUAGAACUCGAAGGCGUUCCUGAUGAUUUGUCUAUAUCGCUGACCGACAAGCCUAAUAUUUUCGGUCACCUCGGGGUGUAA